GUAGGCGCGCGCAUUGAAUCAUAAUUUCUUCAGUUCCCUGUCUAAGCGUUUUUGUUAGUGGUCAUUGAUUAUUCAUUAUAAGAACAUUAUUCCUAUAGCUAAACUCACACGCCCCCCUGCAACGACGCACCACCUAUUUAAAGGCUAGACAAAACCCUAUCAAUAGCUGGUCGUCACAUCGUUUUGGCCGUCAGCGUAGACCGCUACUUUCUAGUUUAGUAUCGUAUUCGGACAAUCUGUCAUCGAGCUCAUGAAUCCUUUUCAGUCUUUUUUGGACAAAUCACACGUUGCUGAAGAAGUAACCAGUGGGGAGUCUUCUGGUUACAUUUCAGAUAGUCAUGGGAUGUCCAUUUAUGGGACAGGCAGAAGUUAUACGCUAACCUUUGAUGACGCAAGAUUACAACCUUCACGUCGAAUGUCCUGUCUCACUAUUUUGUCUCGUAAAUCGGCUUUCCCUGUAAAAAAUAAGCUCUCGGUGAAUACACCACUACAACCUAAAAGAUUUGGGUUUUGCACAUCUUCACCUGUAAAUGAAUCCAUGCCGUCUUGUUCAGUCCCGUUUCUCCAGGAGGAGAGUAAAGUGAAGAAAGCUCGUGCUAGUGUGGCCUUGAAAAAAGUGAACGUUUUACCACCCCGACUAGUGUGUUCUCCGGCACUUAUCACAAGUGAGAAACUUCCGGCUGGAAGAAAACGUGGAUUGCCAGUUCCAUCGACGUCUUCUAUUCCGUCGACCAGUCGUCAACUAAGAUCGGGGUGCAAUGUGGGUGCGAGUGAGGUAUCUUCUCAGAGGUCUCGAUAUUCAAUGGUGACCGAAACAUUUCCACACAAGAGAAGCAAAAUGUCAACAGAGAGUGAAGACGAGCCUAUAGCAGCACGUUUGAGACGACGCAACCGAAUUUUUCAUAUGGAGAUGUAAGUUGCUAUUAUUUCCCAGAAGUUUACAGAGCAAAAUAAAUCAACAUUUUAU
Messenger RNA from Heterobilharzia americana, 967 nucleotides. NCBI's taxonomy places the organism in Eukaryota, Metazoa, Platyhelminthes, Trematoda, Strigeidida, Schistosomatidae. The record is from the annotation of a GenBank genome assembly.